CCCGCCGAGACUGAAUGCUACGCUCAUAAAGCAACCGUGCGCUGGAGCAUUUGCUGAACGCUACUCGGCCUUCCCUUCACUCAAUUUUGGACUUCGAUUCAUUCGUUAUUUUUUACACAUCAGAUAACAAUGAUGUCAGUACAAACUGGAAUAUUGACAUUUAACUUUUCAUGAAUAAUGCCCCUUUGGAACCAGUAAGAUAGACGAAUACAAGAUAAAGUGAGUUUAUCUUGAGAGACAUGGCCCUCCCUGCCACAUUCAGGAAGCUAGUAGCUACCAAACUGUCACAACACUUCAAGGAUGCAGUGACUUUGCAGACUGUUCCCAUGCUUAAACCAGGACCCAAGGAUAUCUUGGUUCGCAACAGAUUUGUUGGGAUAAAUGCAAGUGACAUCAACAAAACAGCUGGCCGAUACAGCUUACACGAUAAGCCUCCUUUUGAAAUUGGAUUUGAGUCUGUUGGCGAAGUUGUUGAUUUCGGUAGUGAAGUGAAAAAUGUCAAGAUUGGUCAAGGUGUGUGCUUCAUGCAUAAUGGAGCUUUUUCUGAAUAUCAGGUUCUUCCAGCUAAGAUGGCCAGUCCAAUCCCAUCCAUUCAACCUGAGUACACAGCAUUGUUGAUAAGUGGCAUGACAGCAGAUAUCAGUCUGAGGGAGGUGGGAAGGAUUAAGCGAGGAGAAACAGUGCUUGUGACAGCUGCUGCUGGAGGUACCGGGCAGUUUGCGGUUCAGUUUGCUAAACAAGCUGGAUGCCAUGUGAUAGGAACAUGCUCAUCCGAUGCCAAAGCUGAAUUCCUGAAGAGUCUUGGCUGUGACAGGCCUAUCAAUUACAAGUCAGAAAACUUGGCAGAUGUUCUGAAGAAAGAAUACCCUGCAGGGGUUGAUGUAGUCUAUGAGUGUGUUGGUGGAGAUAUAUUUCAUACUUGCCUUCGCAGUUUGGCGCCAAAAGGACGUCUUAUCACCAUUGGCUUUAUCUCUGGAUACAAGGAAGACGCCGUUGCAGCACCAACAAUUCAUCCAAAAGAAAUGCUUGGGCUCCUAUCGAAGUCGGCCAGCAUAAAUGGUUUCCUUAUGCAUUCUUACACUGACCAAUGGCUGGCAUCAUUCGUCAGACAAGCUGAUCUCUUAGCCAAGGGGUCACUCAAAGUAGGAGUUGAUCUUGGUAAGAACAGCGACAAAGGACCCUUCAAGGGAGUAGAGGGAGUUAUGGAUGCCAUUGAUUAUCUGUAUAGUGGCAAAAAUAAGGGCAAGGUUGUCGUGGAGAUGCCAUGAUCCCCUUCCAGCUGCUGGACUGUAAUUGGACAUUCACUGAAAUCAAAGGCUUCCAAUUGGUCAAUCUCUAACACUAAAGGGCUCUGGUUGGCUAGUCAGAGAAAUUUAAGACUUUCAAUUGGUCAGUCUCAAGCACUGAAGAAUUUGGACUGGCUAGUGAAGGAAAGUUUUUCAAUUAGGUCAGGCAGCACUAUUGAUGAUUGGCUAGUUAGUGAAAUUAUAUACGGACUUCUAAUGGACCAAUUGUGCCCAAUGAGUCACGUGACCUAGAGUAUCAAACAUCAAAAUGGGAUCCCCUCAUAAGUGUGACAUGAGUGUCGUUUACCAAAAAUAAGCAGUUGAUCUGUAAGGUACUCCAACUACGGGUGUACUGAGCGCUAUAUCGAAACUCGGCUUUGAUGUUACAUUUAUACAUGUAAUUGUGUACAGUAUAUGCAAAACCCUUUGCACUGAAAUUGACCAGCAUUUGGUUUGCAAAAGUAACAUUUAUCUAUGGAGCUGACCUGGGUGACUCUGGUCACUUGACCCAAAUACCUUUAAAAGACAAAUCUCAUUUUAAAAGUCAGUUCUACAUGGUAAGUUUAUGUACAAAUAAAUACUACACGAAAUAGCCACUUAAUUCGCCACGUCAGCUGCAGCUUCAGAGUAGGACAUAGGAAUCGCAGUCUUUGGAUAAGCUAAAUGGCAUAAUGUUCUUAAUUUUCUAUCCCUUUCAGUGAUUAUAGAUGGAUGUCUUGGCGAUUAAUUUAUAAGACUAUACUGGUACUAAUAGAAAAAGGAAUAGCAUAUGGCUCAGAAAAUGUGGUAGGCCUACACAUUGACCUUUUCUAUGAAAUUAUGACAACAGGAUGAAGUAGGAUGAUUAUAGACGAUGAGUCAUAUUGCGUGACGUUGUGGGAAAAUGCCGACUGGCCCACCAGGAGGUCCUAAAGUAAUCAAGGGGCAGAAAGCGAUAAUCCUGGACAUACAAUGGACAAUGCCUGGUGGCAUGUGCCACCAGGUAAUGAUAAAGAUAAUCCUUUUAUUAACGGCCUGUACGUGGCGCCGGGUGCAAAUGGGAAUAAUCUUUCGGACAAAUUUUUGUACUUCCAAGGUACUUCGGAGUGAGCGAUGGUUGACUUAAUCCUUGGACACUAAACGAGAGAGGGCGGGCACAUGCUAACGGUCCUGCGGUAGGUUACAACACUGAGAUCUAAUCAUACAGGGACACAGAAGGAGUUUGAACUGCCGGGGCUCUAACAUCUGGCCAAUUACCGCUUUUUGGCGUGCCUGGUAUGUCCAUAGCCAGAGCGCAGCAAACACUUGCUACGUACCAUCAUCUGUUUCACAACCCCGAAAGCCCUUUGUACCCUAUGAUCGCCGCCGCAAUUUGUCAAUGGUAAUCUGCAUCCUAAACACUGUAAAACUUCGUGUACUGAGGCAUAAGACUUUGAAUAUUCAUGCCAAUUGUUGGUGCUUGAUGUGAUCUCACAACAACAUCAUUGCUUGCGCAGUUGCUUGCAUUACGCUGUGUGCCCUAAAUCUAUAAUAUGUGCCUGCAGUCA
Messenger RNA from Acanthaster planci (crown-of-thorns starfish), 2812 nucleotides. RefSeq names its product prostaglandin reductase-3-like. Gene Ontology annotation, cellular component: mitochondrion. Gene Ontology annotation, molecular function: 15-oxoprostaglandin 13-reductase [NAD(P)+] activity; zinc ion binding. Lineage: Eukaryota; Metazoa; Echinodermata; Asteroidea; Valvatida; Acanthasteridae. The record is from RefSeq and is a predicted model, not a curated record.